This is a messenger RNA of Trichomonas vaginalis G3, 1101 nucleotides long. Its product is annotated as glycine-rich protein family. The transcript has a single exon. The record is from RefSeq and is a predicted model, not a curated record. Bases 1 to 1101 code for a protein of 366 amino acids. NCBI's taxonomy places the organism in Eukaryota, Parabasalia, Trichomonadida, Trichomonadidae.
AUGAUUUCAUAUGAGUUAUUACAAAAAGAUGGUGUGGUUGCAAAUGAAAAUGUAUCUGUAAAUGGGAAUCAAUACAUUUUUGAUUAUCCUUGUGAGAAUACAUCAUUUUGCACGAAGUAUGUUGUUAAAUUACCACGAGGUACAUACCAAUUCGAAUUAUAUGGUGCCAGUGGGGGAAGUGUUCGAGGUAGGGUCUCAUCUUACAGAGAUAAAAAUAAAAAUUGUAUAUUAAGCAACAUUGUUGAAAUAUUCCAUGGCAACGCUGAGUGCUUUCAAAAGGAUAGUAUUGGUGGCGCAGGAGGUUAUUUAUCUGCCACCCUCAAACUACAAUCUCCAAUAACAACUUUUCUGACCAUCGGAGGUAGAGGUGUUUAUGGGAAGAAAAGUGAUGAAUCGGCCACCAAAAAUUGUUUUAAGAAAGAAAACAUGCAACCUGGAGGGUAUGGUGGAGGAGGAAGCUCCGCAAACUAUGUGAGAGGGACAGGGAGCGGAGGUGGCCAAACGGCUGUCAAAUUUCAUGAAAAUGAUCUAUGGCAUCGAGUUCUUGUGAGUGGUGCUGGGGGAGGUUGUGACGACAGUGAAACAGAUGAUGGCAGUGGCGGUGCAGGAGGAAAUAUUACUGCACAAGGCUGGUUCGACAAUGGUAAUUAUGUAGGUACACUACUGGCCAAUUCUACAUUUGGAUUUUCUUUUGGCCAAGGAGAAGCUGCUCGUUAUGGAAAUAGAAUCAAUCCUUAUGCUGUUCUAAGUAGUCGUAAUGAAGAUAAUGCCGGCGCUGGUGGAGAUUGGUUUGGAGGAUUUGCAAGUCAAUCUGGUUACGCAGGAGCUGGUGGAGGAUCUUCUUUUGCUCUCACUAAAGAUACAGUCAUUCCUCCUGGCAACAUCUCCGCUUACGAUGAGUUUUACACUAAGAUUGAUUCGAAACCUUACGCUUUUAAUAUCAACUCUGAGUAUUUGUUUGAGAAAAUAAUACAUAUGCCUGGAAUAUGGGAAGGAAAUGGAAGAGCUGUGAUUACAAUACUUCAGUCCUGUGUAAUCCAGUCUUGUUUUCGAUAUUACAAUAUUAAUUAUAUAGAAAUUUUAAUUUUUAAUUUAAUAUAA